UCCGUCAUCAUGGCCGACAAGAAGGGUGAGGUUAACCAGGGCGACAAGUCCGUCUUGGGCAUGCCCGGUUUCGUCGUUGACUUCCUGAGUACGUUCCAUUGAAAUUCCACCAACAAUCGAUCGAUAUAAUUCAACCAAUCGAUUUAAUUUUGGAGAAUCGUCGAUCGAAACAUACUGAAUUGAUACUAACUGUUGCCUAGUGGGUGGUGUCUCCGCUGCCGUCUCGAAGACUGCUGCUGCCCCCAUUGAGCGUAUCAAGCUCCUCAUCCAGAACCAGGAUGAGAUGCUUAAGGCUGGCCGUCUUGACCGCAAGUACGCCGGUAUCGGUGACUGCUUCAAGCGUACCGCCGCCUCCGAGGGUGUCGUCUCCCUCUGGAGAGGUAACACCGCCAACGUCGUCCGUUACUUCCCCACCCAGGCUCUGAACUUCGCUUUCCGCGACACCUUCAAGUCGAUGUUCGCCUACAAGCGUGAGCGUGACGGUUACGGCAAGUGGAUGAUGGGUAACCUUGCCUCCGGUGGUGCUGCUGGUGCCACUUCGCUCCUCUUCGUCUACUCUCUCGACUACGCCCGUACCCGUCUUGCCAACGACGCCAAGUCCGCCAAGGGCGGUGGUGACCGUCAGUUCAACGGUCUCGUUGACGUCUACAAGAAGACACUCGCCUCUGACGGUAUUGCCGGUCUCUACCGUGGUUUCGGUCCCUCUGUUCUUGGAAUCAUCGUCUACCGUGGUCUCUACUUCGGCAUGUACGACUCCAUCAAGCCUGUUGUUCUCGUCGGUCCUCUUGAGGGUAACUUCCUUGCUUCGUUCUUGCUCGGCUGGUCUGUCACUACCGGUGCCGGUGUUGCCUCGUACCCUCUUGACACCAUCCGUCGUCGUAUGAUGAUGACCUCUGGUGAGGCCGUCAAGUACUCCUCUUCCAUGGAUGCCGCCCGCCAGAUUAUCGCCAAGGAGGGUACCAAGUCUCUCUUCAAGGGUGCUGGUGCUAACAUCCUCCGUGGUGUCGCUGGUGCUGGUGUCCUGUCCAUCUACGACCAAGCCCAGCUCCUCCUCUUCGGAAAGAAGUACAAAUAGACGAUUGAUUAAGUUCUAAUCGUUGCUGGGGAAGGGUGUGUAAAAAUGGCGUCUGGCGUAACUGCUAGGUGCUGAAUGUUGUGUGGAGGUCUUGAUAGAAAUAUCGAUCAAGGGCGCUUUCGGGGUCUUGAUCAUAGAGCCAUGUGACAUUUUCUCUUGUACCCGUUGUACUUUACUACUGUCUGCAAGC
Aspergillus ruber CBS 135680 is the source of this 1265-nucleotide messenger RNA. RefSeq names its product putative mitochondrial ADP,ATP carrier protein (Ant). Gene Ontology annotation, cellular component: mitochondrial inner membrane. The record is from RefSeq and is a predicted model, not a curated record. NCBI's taxonomy places the organism in Eukaryota, Fungi, Ascomycota, Eurotiomycetes, Eurotiales, Aspergillaceae. The transcript has 4 exons. Gene Ontology annotation, molecular function: ATP:ADP antiporter activity. The annotation marks the transcript as partial. Gene Ontology annotation, biological process: mitochondrial ATP transmembrane transport; mitochondrial ADP transmembrane transport.